Striga asiatica is the source of this 1115-nucleotide messenger RNA. The record is from the annotation of a GenBank genome assembly. Lineage: Eukaryota; Viridiplantae; Streptophyta; Magnoliopsida; Lamiales; Orobanchaceae.
AUGACGACGGUGGAGUGUCGGGGCGAUGGCGAGUGUCUGGACAACGGUGACCAUCGGGGAGGCGUGACGGCGAGUGUUGGUCGACUGUGGAGGUGUUGUCGUGAUGUUGCCGUGAGAGCGGUGGCGGCUGGCGUGGCGUGCUGCGGGCGGCGAUGGCUGGACAAGGGCAACAUUGAGUUCUCGGUUUUCAGAAUUGUUAAUUCUGUUUCGGUUUGUUUAAUUCCUGCAAAAUUCUGGGAUAUGGAAAGGAAUUUCAUGGGGUUGAGCUCGAAGGAUUCUGUUGCUGUUGUCAAAGAAGAAGUUGAUGAUAGGGCAAACAAUGAUUCUGCGUUUGCAAGGAGCUCAGGAGUUCUGUGGCCAUUCUCGACAAAGAGCUUUGAAGGUACCACCAUGAAGCAACUACUUCCUGAUGGCAAUCCUCAUCUCAGUUUGACUUCAACCGAACAAUGGCGAGUGCCAAUCUUAGCCAAUGCAAUGAUCAAUUCUGUUGGUUCUGGCUUUCCUCAGUUAACCAUUUUUUAUUCAGGAUCAGUAUCUGUCUUUGAUGGCAUCUCACCUGAGAAGGCACGUUACCUUUUUCAAGCGAGAUGUUUAUUGCAGGCUCAGGCUAUCAUGCUUUUGGCGGGAAACGGAUGCUUAGCAUCUAACAUUGAUCAACCGAAAAAGGUAGAUAUGAAAGAAAUUCCUCACCCAAUCGAUCAGUCUGACGCAAAGGUAUCUAAGGCCAUUAAUGGCAUUGCAUCCACUGUUGUUAACAAAUUGGAGCCCCAAAGAAUGUUGUCAUCAUUAGGAUCUGUUGCCAUUAUAUCGACAGAUUCUUCUUCAGCUGUUCCACAGGCAAGGAAAGCAUCCCUGGUCCGCUUUCUAGAGAAGCGUAAAGAGAGGGCAAUGCGUGCAAUGCCUUACAUGGGGAAAAAGGCAGCUGAUUCUGAGUCUAAUGAUGAUUUGGGCUUAUCUGCAAGCGCUACUUCUGGUGUCGGUUCUACUUAAUAGUGAUGUCUAAUUGCACAACCAUGUUGAGGUGAUACCUGUAAGCAGCUAAAACAUAUAAGUAAAAUUGUAACAUAAUGAUGUAAGCAGCUAAAACAUAUUAAGUAAAAUUGUAACAUAAUGAU